Messenger RNA from Dictyostelium discoideum AX4, 2397 nucleotides. RefSeq lists its product as hypothetical. NCBI's taxonomy places the organism in Eukaryota, Evosea, Eumycetozoa, Dictyosteliales, Dictyosteliaceae. The transcript has a single exon. The coding region runs from base 1 to 2397 and encodes 798 amino acids. The record is from RefSeq and is a predicted model, not a curated record.
AUGUUAAAAAUUAAUAAAUCCAAAUUUGGAUUUUUAAUAUUUUUAACAUUUUUAGUAAUAAAUUUUUCAAAAUCAAUUCAAUUUAAUAAUCAAAUUAAUUUUAAUGAUAAUGGUAAUGAAAUUUUAAAUAAUAUUGAAGAUCAAAGAUUUAAUAAUGUUUUAUUAGAUUUACAUAUGGAAAGAGAUUAUAAAGAUGGUAAUAAACAAAUUUCAACAGUUUAUGGGCUAAUUGAAAGAUUAUUUAAUUUUGAAAUGACAUUAUUCUUUAAAUUAAAGAUUGAAGAAUCCGAAUGGAUGACUGGUGAAUAUUAUGAAAUUUCAACGGAAUCAGUUGAAAAUGAAGAUUCCUCAAAAAAUAUAACAUUUGUAACGAUUAGGGCAGAUUCCGGUGUGAAUUUAGCCAUGGGUUUACAAUAUUAUUUAAAGUAUUAUUGCUUCUGUAGUUACACAUGGUCCGGUGACCAAUGUUCAAUCACAAGUUAUAGCCAAUUACCAGCGGUAACAGAGGGUAGUGUAUCGAUACCAGUGAUAUCAGCCUAUAGAUAUUACAUGAAUGUGUGCACAUUUGGGUACAGUACCACAUGGUGGAAUUGGAGUAGAUGGGAGCGUGAGAUCGACUGGAUGGCUUUGAACGGCUAUAAUCUACCAUUAGCAUUCGUUGGCCAGGAGUAUAUCUGGUAUCGUGUUUUCAGUGAGCUCGGUUUAAGCUUUGACCAAAUAAGCACCUGGUUAACAGGUCCAGCAUUUUUACCAUGGAAUAGAAUGGGUAAUGUAAAUGGCUGGGGUGGGCCAAUUACAUUGGAUUGGUUAGAGAAACAAAGGGAUUUACAAAUUAAAAUAUUGGAGCGUAUGAGACAGUAUGGUAUGAAACCGGUGUUGCCAGGAUUCGCCGGUCAUAUACCAGGCGCAAUUCAGCAACUCUUCCCACAAGCAAACAUUAGUGUUUUAUCAACAUGGUGUAAUUUCAAUGGUACAUUCUACUUGGAGUCAACAGACCCUCUAUUCGCCAAAAUCACCACCAUGUUCAUCGGAGAGUUGAUUGAUGUAUUUGGAACUGACCAUUUCUACAAUUUCGACCCAUUCAAUGAAUUGGAGCCACCAUCAAAUGAUACAGAUUAUUUAAGACAAACUUCGCAAUCAAUGUAUGAAAAUGUGUUAUUAGCCGAUCCAAAAGCAGUUUGGGUAUUACAAGGCUGGUUCAUUGUUGAUGCUCCAGAAUUCUGGCAAGCAAAACAAACAGAAGCAUGGUUCUCUGGUGUACCAAUUGGUGGUGUGUUAGUAUUGGAUCUUUGGUCUGAUGUAAUACCAGGUUGGACAACUACAAACUACUACUACGGUCAUUAUUGGGUUUGGUGUAUGCUACAUAAUUUCGGUGGCAGAAGCGGAAUGUAUGGACGUUUACCAUGGAUUUCCAGCAACCCCAUUACAGCCCGUGGCUUGUCACCAAACAUGGUUGGCAUUGGUUUAACACCAGAGGCAAUUGAACAAAAUGUGGUGGUAUAUGAUAUGAUGAGUGAAAUGUCUUGGAGAUCGGUGCAACCUAAUCUAACAGAAUGGGUCACACAAUACACUCAUAGAAGAUAUGGUAAAUUGGUUCCAGAGAUUGUCGACGUGUGGAUUAGUUUGGUCAACACUGUUUUCAAUGCCACGGCUGCAACUGCUCGUGCAAAUAUGGGAGCACCUGAAAGCUUUAUUGCAUUAAGACCACAAUUAACAUUUGGCAAUAAUUCAUUCUACAAUCCAAAUAUACUCUACAAUGCAUGGAACGUCUUUUCAAUGGUGGAUGAUGAAUAUGUAAUUUCCACGGAAACAUUCGAAUUUGACAUAUCAGAAUUCACAAUGCAAUCUUUAAGUAACUACUUCAUGGACCAAUACUUCCUAUUGAUUGAAGCAUUCAAUGCCUCUGAUGUGCAAACAUUGUCAACUAUUUCAAUCGAGUUGUUGGAUAUCAUCAACUACAUGGAUGAAAUUGCAAGUACGCAAAGUUCUCUUCAAUUGGGGUUAUGGACAUACCGUGCUAGAUUAUGGGCCUACCCAACCAACGAUAUCCCAACCCUUCAAAAUAGUAGUAACUCAAAUACCGCACCAUACGAAUUCAAUGCUCGUAAUGUCUUAACUUUAUGGGGUCCUUCAAAUUCUGUACUCCAUGAUUACGCUUUCAAACUAUGGAGUGGUUUAGUAAGUGAUUUCUAUUCACCACGUUGGCAACUCUUUUUAAAGUCAUUAGUGCAAUCUGUUGAAAAUCGUAAACCAUUCAAUAAGGAAUCAUUCAAUAGAAUGGUUGAAAAUUUAGAAGAACAAUGGGUAGUUCAACAAACAAUUUAUCCAACAGUUCCAGUUGGUCAAGCAUAUAAUACUUCAAAAUAUAUUCAAACACAUUUAAAAAUUAAUUUUUAA